GACUUCACCGAUGCACACAGUUCUACAUUAUCUUUUGCUCUUACAAGUCUCACUAAGCAAUCAAUAUGUUGAAAUACUUUUGUUGUUACUUAGCUAUUUUUGUUGUUUCCAAACCGUGUCUUGUUGAUGGGCAAGGUGUCGAGAAGAAAAAUAGUCUUGUCUUUGUCAUAGAUGAUACCGGGUCUAUGGCCGAUGACAUAGAUGAAGCUAAGAAACAAGUGGACAGUAUUUUUGAUGCUGCUCUGAAAGAAAAUGAUUCGACGAUCAAAGACUUCGUUAUUGUGACCUUUAAUGACCCGGAUGUAGCACACCGGACAACGACCGAGAACCGCACAGUAUUCAAGAAAGCUCUAGAAGAUAUAACAGUAAAUGGUGGUGGUGACUGUGAAGAGAUGGCUUUAACUGGACUGAAACUCGCUCUGGAGAACAGUCGAGAUGGCUCCAUAGUCUAUUUGUUCACCGAUGCUGACGCGAAAGAUCUUGAUAAGGCGGAAACAGUGAAGAAGCUAGCAAAAGAAAAACAAUGCAGGCUAUUCUUCAUGAUGACUGGUAAUUGCAACUACGGAGUAAACGCUCCCGGCCAUCGCGUCUUCUUUGAUUUGGCCGAAGCCACACAAGGUCAAGUUUUCACUCUCACCAAAAAGGAAGUAGGACAGGCAUUACACCAUGCUGUUGAAUCUGUUAGACCAUCAGAUAUUAUUGCUUCCUCCGCAUUUGGAGCAGCUGGAGUGGUUAGUGACAUAGUACCAGCGUCUAAUACAAUAAAUUUCAAUGUGGCCGAAAACGUGAAGGAGGUUCUUAUUUCCGUAUCAGGUGUUGGGAUCAGCGUUGAUGUGACAGACUCUGCUGGUGGCAAACCCAAGACUGAGGAAACUGCUAAAACCUCUGGUUCUACGAUCGUCAAAGUCCUCGACGUGAAACCAGGGAAAUACACAGCUACCGUGUUCAGUGCUGGUGAAACAUCUGUGGUUAUUACUGGCAUCACUAAGGGUGGAGAAUCAUCGAAAAUUGUUUAACACUUAACACGUGAUAAGAAAAGAAAUUGG
Molecule: messenger RNA, 1046 nt
Organism: Pectinophora gossypiella (pink bollworm)
Lineage: Eukaryota; Metazoa; Arthropoda; Insecta; Lepidoptera; Gelechiidae
Product: hemicentin-2-like
Exons: 6
Coding region: 66-1016 (316 amino acids)
Source: RefSeq, a predicted model, not a curated record